Messenger RNA from Neurospora tetraspora, 682 nucleotides. RefSeq names its product RlpA-like double-psi beta-barrel-protein domain-containing protein-containing protein. Lineage: Eukaryota; Fungi; Ascomycota; Sordariomycetes; Sordariales; Sordariaceae. The transcript has a single exon. The record is from RefSeq and is a predicted model, not a curated record. The coding region runs from base 212 to 682 and encodes 156 amino acids.
GUCAACGAGUUGAAGUCGAAGUGCUCUUAAAAUGGGUAUAAAGCCAUCAUGAUAACCUCACCCAGAGUCUCUCAACUCCAUCUUCAGACACAGGCACUCACUUCCAGAGCCAAGUCCAGCCUGCAGUUCCUCAAGCCCAGAAGAGCCACUUGACCACCAGCAAGCCCAUACCAAACCCACCUUCAAGCAGUCAAGCAGUCAAAAACUCAAAAUGCUCUUCCAAACCAUCCUCACCAGAACCCUCUCCCUCUUCCUCCUCCCCAUCGGCUUCACCACCGCCGCCCCGGCUGCGGCUCCCGGUGCUGUCAUCAUCGGCGAGCCCGAAGCCUCCUCCUCCUCCCCCUCCUCCCCGGAGGACCUCACCACCCGGUCCUUCUCCUCCCGCAUAACCUGGUACAACACCGGCCUCGGCGCCUGCGGCAUUUCUUCGAAUGACGGUCAGCUGGUGGUGGUCCUCAACGCCGCACAGUUCGACCCGUCCACGCCCAACGGCAAUCCCAACCGCAACUCGCUCUGCGGCCGCCGGAUCAGAGUGAAUGCCAACGGCAGGAGCGUCACGGUCACGCUGGUUGAUCGGUGCGCGGGGUGCCCGUACGGUGGAUUGGAUUUAAGUCCUGCGGCUUUCUCGGCGCUGGCGAGCACGAGUGCGGGGGUGUUGCAGGGGAGUUGGGAUUGGGUUUGA